Molecule: messenger RNA, 978 nt
Organism: Nicotiana attenuata
Lineage: Eukaryota; Viridiplantae; Streptophyta; Magnoliopsida; Solanales; Solanaceae
Product: squamosa promoter-binding protein 1-like
Exons: 3
Coding region: 264-674 (136 amino acids)
Biological process (GO): flower development
Cellular component (GO): nucleus
Molecular function (GO): DNA binding; DNA-binding transcription factor activity
Source: RefSeq, a predicted model, not a curated record
CUAUGUUAAUGUUAUGGAUUGUCACGUUCUUCUCUCUCAUGCAAUAAUGCUAGGUCACGUUAAAGUCGAAGUCCUUGUUGUAAGUUUGAGGCCAAUAAAAGUAGCUUCAUCUGUCAACAUAAACUUUCCCCAUUAUGUACGAGAAACCUAUCAAAUUGUACUAUCUUUAGCUCAUCUUUAAUCCAAAUCCUGUUCUCCACUUACCAGACUUCACAUAGAAGCAGAAAGUUUUUCCCAACUAGUUUUUUUUCCUCCUCAAAGAGAUGGAAACUAGCAAAUGGGAAGAGAAGAGAAGCAUGACGGAAGAGGAGGAUGACGAGGAAGACGAAGAUGUUGUAGAGGACAACAAAAGGAAGAGGGUCUUGACUCGCUCGGGAAGGAAGGUACCUGGCGGAGAGGGUUCAAAGCUGCCUUCCUGUCAAAUUGAGGACUGCACUGCAGAUAUGGCAUAUGCCAAGGCAUACCAUCGCCGCCACAAGGUCUGUGAAUUUCAUGCAAAGGCUCCGGCAGUACUUAUUGGCGGACUCCGACAGCGGUUCUGUCAGCAAUGCAGCAGGUUUCAUCAGUUGGGGGAGUUCGAUGAAGCAAAAAGGAGUUGCAGGAGACGUUUGGCCGGCCACAACGAACGGCGUCGUAAAAGUUCAUGUGAUUCUCCUGGAGAAGGGUCAAGUUAAAAGGGGCAUCAGUCCAAUGGCAGAGAAACCGCCUACUUGCGGACUAAUGGAAAGAUAAACCCCCACUGAAAAAUAUAAUCACGGUUUUACCGUGCUCGCUCUCUUCUGUCACUAGCCAACUUUCCUUCUUAACAAAAAUUAUCAUGUAAGGUAUGCAUUGAGUAGUAAUUUCAUUUCGCUUGAAAGCAAAGGAGUAUGAAAGUGUGUGUCAUUAACUUUGUCUGUUAGUACUUCGAUAGUUCGUAGACUUAAAAUAUAAUUAUGCUGUUUACAUAUGGAUGCUGCUUGAAAACUUCCCUCUUGA